This is a messenger RNA of Linepithema humile (Argentine ant), 892 nucleotides long. Its product is annotated as zinc finger protein 706. The record is from RefSeq and is a predicted model, not a curated record. NCBI's taxonomy places the organism in Eukaryota, Metazoa, Arthropoda, Insecta, Hymenoptera, Formicidae.
AUUCGAAUGGCGAAAACCUCACCGAACCUCUAUGCGUAUAUAUCGAUCAAAACGAAAUUUUAUAUCGCGCUGCGGCUUCCGCAAGGCGGCUCGUCGAGCCUCAGGGCACGCUGCAAAAUUACGCCCCUUCACAAGUGCCGUUUGCGCUAAACGCGAAUUCAACCGUUCGACAGCUGCGGCUUCUUCGCGCGAGUAUCCUCGUCUGCACGUGAAGAGUGCUUCGGGCAUCGUAACUUUCGCUCCGCUCGCUCGCGGCCCGCACGGCUUUUCCUUCGCCGAAGAAAGAAAUUUCUCUCCAAAGCGCUCGGCGUGAGAUACGAGUAUCGUCCGCGCUUCCAUCACGCUGAGAACCGGCUGUAUUGUCGAAGGAAGAAAGAGACUGUUCAAGACCGUUGUAACAAGUUUACGUCCGUCUGUGAAUAGGUAAGAAAAGAAUGGCCCGUGGACAGCAAAAAAUACAAUCUCAAGCCAAGGCAGCUGAGAAAAGUGCGAAACUAAAAAAGCAGCAAGGACAUAGCGCCAAUGAUCAGAAAAAGGCAGCACAGAAAGCACUUGUACAUGUGUGUUCUGUAUGCAAGGCUCAGAUGCCAGAUCCUAAAACGUACAAGCAACACUUUGAGAAUAAACAUCCCAAGAAUGGUUUACCGGACGAUUUAAAGAAUAUAUGAGGGUAUACAAAUUGUUGUAAACUGUGGGGAUCUUGGAUGCAAACGCAGAGAAAAAUUGCUGCAAUUGACAAAGUGAUAUAGUUCAACAUUCAUUUGAUCUGAUCAUUGCAUAGUUCCAGAAAAUGAAUUAUACCUUGUUAGUGUUUUAACUAAUAUAUUGCAAUUGAAAUUGUUAUGCACAACUCAGAAUAAUAGGCAAUUAAUCAUUUAUUUGUAGAAAUUAA